Lingula anatina is the source of this 6650-nucleotide messenger RNA. Its product is annotated as protein CASP. The record is from RefSeq and is a predicted model, not a curated record. Gene Ontology annotation, biological process: intra-Golgi vesicle-mediated transport; regulation of transcription by RNA polymerase II. Gene Ontology annotation, cellular component: Golgi membrane; nucleus. Gene Ontology annotation, molecular function: DNA-binding transcription factor activity, RNA polymerase II-specific; RNA polymerase II transcription regulatory region sequence-specific DNA binding. Lineage: Eukaryota; Metazoa; Brachiopoda; Lingulata; Lingulida; Lingulidae.
AUCUAGCUGACUAGCAAACCUUGAGUGGUUUGAUGUAACUCUGGUCAGUAUGAUCAGUGAUGGUCAUUUGGGAAACACUCUCCUGACCAGUGGCUUGUCAAAAAGUGGAAAAUAUAGAUUUAUUGGUAAAUUUUCAGGUAAAAUAUGUAGAAAGAAAGAUUUAGAUACCUCAGCCACAGACUUGGCCAGCCGACAAGAUGAAAGUGACGCAUCAAGAAAAAGACUAGUGGAACAAAGUCGAGAUUUCAAGAAGAACACACCAGAGGAUAUUCGCAAAGUUGUUGCCCCACUCCUGAAAAGCUUCCAAGGAGAAAUAGAUGCCUUGUCCAAGAGAAGUAAAGCAGCAGAGGCAGCCUUCUUGUCAGUCUACAAGAAACUAAUAGAUAUCCCAGAUCCAGUGCAAGUACUUGAGCAUGCCCUGUUACUGCAGAAGAGGGCACAUAAGGCCCAGGAUUUAGAGAUAGAAAACAAGCAGCUCAGGGAAACUUUGGAUGAGUACAACCAUGAGUUUGCAGAAGUAAAAAAUCAGGAGGUUACCAUCAAGCAGCUGAAAGAAAAGUUAAAAGAACACGAAGAGAAAGUUGAAAGUACAGCACAGGCUAGAGCAAAGGAGAAAGAACGUGAACUUCAGCGUUUGUUUGCAGAGAAGGAGCGCCAGCUCCAAGAAACCCAGAUGGAUGUAGCCAGAAAACUUGGAGAAGCUGAACAUAAAGUAUCCACCUUACAAAGUGCUCUGGACAACAGCCAGUCAGAAUUGUUUGAUCUCAAGUCCAAGUACGACGAAACUACUACAGCCAAAUCUGAUGAAACGGAAAUGGUCAUGGCAGAUCUAGAAAGAGCUAAUGAGAGAGCAGCAGCUGCUGAGCGUAUGACAGAGAAGCUUAAAAAGCAGUUGGACUCUGCCACCCAAAAUCUCCAGCAUGCAGAGCAGAUGCAGCAGGCACCUGACAUGGAGCAAGCCAUUGACAUAUUGAAGAGAUCCAGCUUGGAAGUUGAAUUGGCAGCCAAGGAAAAGGAGAUUUCCCAGUUGGUGGAAGAUGUGCAGAGACUGCAGAAUAAUUUGACCAAACUGAGAGAUUCAACCAGUACUCAGAUUGCUAAGCUUGAAGAAGAAUUGUCAGCAAAGAACAGAGCCUUCAAAACCUUGGAGGAGAAAAUGAAAUCUCAAGAGGAUUAUGAGGAGAUCAAGAGAGAAUUGGGAAUACUGAAAUCAAUUGAAUUUUCCAACAUGGGUGAGGAAAGUGCUGCCAGCAGUGGUGAGCAGGCAAAACCUAAGUCGUUAGAGAUGUUACUUCUGGAAAAAAACAGAGCUUUACAAACAGAAAACACUCAGAUGAAGAUGGCAGCCAAUGAUUUAACAGGAACCUCAACCCCACCCCUAUCCACAACUGAAGCUUUUGCAUCAAUCAUUGGGCAAGAAAUUGCUGCUUCUUAUUGCAAAGGAGGUUCUGAAUCCCAAGGCGAGACUGCAUCAGUUAAUCCAGAAUCCCCCGCGUCAUCUUCAGCAAGAAAUUCACCACCCGUGAAUGGUGAUAUUAAUGUAGAGAAUGGGCACGCUGCUAACGGACCCACAACAUCUCCUGGCUCUGCUCGCCCAAAUGGACCUAUUCCUCAAGAGUUACUACUCAAUGGUAUAGUCGGUUACAAGUUUAACUCAAGGCAGCAAAUUGACAUAAAUAAUAGCAGUUCUCUGGACACUGCUGAAGUUGCUUUGAGAAUCCGUGAGAUUUUGAGCAGUCAUAAUAUAGGCCAGAGACUAUUUGCCAAGCAUGUGUUAGGGCUGUCACAAGGAACUGUCAGUGAGCUGUUGUCAAAGCCCAAGCACUGGGAUAAGCUAACAGAGAAAGGAAGAGAGUCCUACCGCAAGAUGUCUGCAUGGGCAAGUGAUGAGAGGAACGUCUAUGCACUCAAAGCCAUAUCACCGAAGAAAGGUAAGAAUUGUGGCCAGCCACUUAUGUCCAGCUCCAAAGUGGAUGAUGCAGCAACUGAGGAAAAAAUCUCCAAGAUUUUAUCUGAAGCUCAACAAGCUAUGCAAAGUAAACAGGCAGCAGAGCAGUUCCCAUUUCAGGCUCAGAUUACCAAUGCCAUGGUGCAAAGUAUAUACCAGCAGGAGCUGGCACGCAUGGCCCAGGGGCAGGGCAGAGAGAGCCCUAAAUCUCCUCGCAGUAAAAGCAGGGAACAGAUGGAGAGAGAUAUGUCAAUCUCACAAGAGAUAGUCACCCGGAUUUAUCAGGAGGAACUUGCAAAACUGGCCUAUGCAGCUCAAAGGGCAGGUAAUAUAGCUGAGUGCACUAUGUAUCAGCAGGAACUCUCCAGGCUGGCCCAGAAUGCACAGAAGAGGCAGGGGGAGGGCAAUGGGGAUUCUCCUGAUAACCUGUCAAUCAAAGUGAAGGCCGAGCCUAUGGAAGAUGAUGGACAGGAGCAGGCACUGAAUAUGUCAAUGAAAGACCAAAGUGACAAUAGUCCAAAUUCUUCUUCUGAAGAAAACAUGCGCCAUGCAGGUAGUGCAUUUUUCCUUGUGCGACCAAGGUCAAAUUCCUAUGAUCCUGCAUCAUAUAAUACAGAUGCUAUGUCGCCAUUACAGAGGAUGCAAAGUAUUGCAAAUUCUUUGUCACUGAAUGCUCAAGCUCACAAUUUACCUCAGAAGCCACUGAGGCCUGUUUUACCACCAAUUACACAAGAAGAAUUCGAUAAAUACUCCAAUCUCAAUACUGACGAGCUAGUCAAAAAGGUAAAGGACUCCCUUAGUCAAUUUUCCAUUAGCCAAAGACUGUUUGGUGAGAAUGUCUUGGGGCUGUCCCAAGGGAGUGUGAGUGAUCUCCUGGCACGCCCAAAACCUUGGCACAUGCUGACACAGAAAGGACGGGAACCAUUCAUUCGCAUGCAGAUCUUCCUGAAAGACAAGGAAUCCAUUCCACGCUUGGUGGCUAACCAAUACAAGAUUGCUCCAGAGAAGCUGAUGAGAACUCAUGGCUCUUAUGGACCUUAUCCUCCAAAUGCGCCAGAGGCCUUUAGCCACACCACCAACAGUCAGCAACCACCACCAGCUCACACACCUCUCCCCCCUAGCAACCCCAUCAUCCCUUCCUCCAAAGUUCCUGAAGCACACCGUGCCUCUCUCACUUCAAGCCCCAUGGUCAAGUCUGGGCACCAGCCCUCAGUGUAUGAGAUUGCUGCUAUGACCACAGAACUGGACACCUUAGCUGUCACCAGUAAAAUCAAAGAGGUUCUCCUCUUUCAUAAUUUGGGUCAGAAAUUGUUUGGGGAGGCCAUCUUGGGGCUGUCUCAGGGGUCGGUGAGUGAGCUGUUGUCCAAGCCGAAGCCCUGGCAUAUGUUGAGUUUAAAGGGGAGAGAGCCAUUUAUAAAGAUGCAGAUGUGGUUGAAUGAUCCACAGGGUGUGGAGAGGCUUAGAAUCUAUCAGAAUGAAAUCAGAGCAAGCAGAAAGCGUAAGGGAAGCAAUGAGGCUGACCGCCAUUCAGAGGGCUCAACAGGCUCAACUGGCUGCAACACCAGUGGCAAGAAACCAAGAGUUUUCUUUUCUGAUGAACAGAAAGAAGCACUGAAAGUAGCCUAUGCCCAGGAUCCUUACCCAAACCAGAACACCAUUGAAUUCCUUGCACAGGAAUUGAAUGUGCACUCAAAGACUAUUAUCAAUUGGUUUCACAACCACCGCAUGCGUGCCAAGCAACAGAGGCCUCCAUCUCGUAACACACCACAGUUGUCUUAUCAGCAUGUGAAGACAGAGUUGACAGAUGAGGCUUCCAAUCUGAGUGAUGCGAGCAAUAACAGCAAUAGCCAAAUCCAGUACAACAACAACAGUAGUAGAGAGACCUCACAGUGGCUCUUCCCAGCAUUUGAACCUGUAGGAGCCUCUGACAAUUGCCGUACUCCCAAUUCUGAAGCAAAUUCUGAUGAUGUCGGGAGUGUUUCUGAACAGGGAGAUGUGGCCUUAGAGCAGGGUAAUAACAGACCCCGUCGAGAAGCCUCACCGAAUGAAAAUAGUCAAACUGCAAGGCCCUCUGUGAAUAAACGCAAGUCUUCUAACCCACAGAGAGCUUAUCAAGGAGUUCAGUUGGAUAAAACUGUAGACAAACAGGUAGAGAGUGACAAGGAUAAAGUUGUAGAGUUGGAUGCCACAGAUGAAUCUGAACAGAUGUCAAAUGAUAUCCAGGAAAGGAAUAACAAUAAGAAUAGUCUGCCUGGUGAAACAGAGGAAGAGAAAAUAAAAAGAUUGGAAAAGAUUCAGCUGAUUAAAAAGAAAAUAGAAUCCUCUGACUUGGACUGGGAAGAAGUGGAUAGAAAAGAAAGCAUUGAGAAACUGGAGAAAAAUCUGGAAAAAGACCCCCCACAGGAAGAAGAAUGGGAAUUCUAAGUGAUAAACUAUGUAUUUUUCAUGGUGCAAGUCAAAUAAAUUGAGAUUUAAAAAUCUAAAUGGUAGUGUUCAAAGAUUAUUCCAUUGGAUUCAUAUAAAUAUGUAUUCUGUGCUUAUUUUUAUUAUUGUAAACUCAAUAUUCUUCUUUACAUCAUAUGUUCAAAGUCAUAAUAGAGACUAUUUGCAAGAAUGUCUUUUAGAAUGUUACUAGAUGGUGACCUGUUCUAAAAUAUGAAUUUUUUAAAUUGCCAAAAAAGUGCAAAAUAUGAAGUGUUAAUGCCUCUUCCUUCCAAACAGCAAGGACACAGCUUUUAAUGCCAUGCUGGGGAGUGAAGUUUCACCCUCCGAUCACAGGACAAACUUGUAAAUUGUCUAUUUUUAAGAUGUGUUCAUUUUUUUUUCAUGAAAAAGAUCUGAAUAUCAACAGACCUCUAGUGAAUGUAAUGGCCUGUUACUUACUGUGCAAUGUAAAUGAAAAAGCAGACUAUGCCCACUUGUCAACGAUUAUAUUACAUCUAAUAUUUUUGUCCAACAAAACUAUUUUGUAAUUUUGUAUGAACAUUUACACAUUCUACGUCUGUACAUACUUUUUUCUUAUGAAAUGGUGAAAGGGUUAUUUGUAAAUAAUGACCUGCAAUACUUCAUUUAAGCAAAUAUUAUAUUAAGCAUACAUUUAUGUUGUGCUAUUGGCUCAUUAAGUCACUACUUCUUAUAGUAUAGGUGCUAAACUGUGUCAUGUAAUGUGAUGUCAGUAAGAUGUGAAGUGCAAAUUUGUAUGUGUUUUCAAAUUGUUAUCACAAUUAUUGUGAAGAAAGAUUGUAUUUGUGAGUUGACCAUUGAGGCAUUUUAAAUAGACAAAGAUUUGGAAGUGGAUCUGAUCUCAUUUAUGGAAACAGUGCUUUAUUAUUUUUUGAUGUGUGGUGGUGCCAGGGUAAAUAUUCCAGUACAGAAAGUUGCCAUCAUGUUGAAAGCAGUCUUUGAGAGUGUUCUUUGUAAUGAACAUGCAUAUCUUCACAAACCACAUUUUUUUCUAAUCAAAAAAAUUCAAAAUGCUUUAGCCUGCGGGUGUUAUUUUAAAAUAUAAUUUAUGGUGGAAAAAGUGAUUUUUCCUGAAUUUGGUGCCUCAGAAUUUCUUGGUUGCUACUUGCUGCUUUAUAAGAAACUGAAGGAAAACUGACAAGUUUUCCAUUGCUACACUAAUCAUUUUACCAGUGACACAACUCUUUCUGUAAUUGAAUUGGUGCAAACAUGAACAUUUUAGCCAAAGUUUACAAAUGACGAAUCUACCCACCUAAAGAUGAUUCUUUUAUUCCUGACGUCUUGCACACAUUUCAUUCCAGAUGCAGUGUCUUUUUAUCUUUGUUUCUUAGGCCGCAUUUAGAACAGCGGACUGACUAGUCCACGGGUCAAAUAUGGCCGACCCACUUGAAUGCUUCCCCAUGGGGAACCUAUACAGUGUCUAUUAGAAGAUUAGAUGUCAAACUUUUUUGUCGGUCGCCAUAUUUGGCCCACGGACUAGUUAGUCUGCUGUUCUGAAUGCAGCCUUAGUUUAUUUAAGCUUUUCUAGAUUAUGUGGUAGUAAUAUGAAUAAGUUACAUGUGCUAGACAUGCUGAAUGAAUAGUAAAAUUUAUGCCAAGAUAUGAGAAUUGUAUAUUCUAAUUUUUUAAAUAUCAAUAUGGAUUUAGAUAUCCAAAAUUAAUGGUGCAUGUUGUAUCUUUUGCAAUCCUUUUCUCAGUGUGUCACUAGUUCAUGUAAGUCACACAUCCUUGCUUUAUGUUCAGAUGCAAUAAUAGUUUUCCUAUGGCAUGGGUUUUGUGCUGUAAAAUAGGUUCAGUUUUGUUUUGUUUAAGUUAUAUAAGUCCGUGCUAUUUCAACAGACCUGAAGGUCACAAAAUACUAGUCAUUUUUGAUGUUGCAAUAUUUUAUUUUUCUUGCCCAAGUACUACGUGCAUUGUGGGACUUUUUUUAUCAUUUGUAUGCGAGUCAAAUGGAAGUGGAAUAAUACUAUAGUGCAAUUUAGUUAUACACAUAUGCAAGAGAUUCAUAACUUUACAUAAUUUAUAGUGAUAGACAACAAUAGUAGUAGGCCACUUGGACUAAUGUAAAUGUGACCAAAAUGCUUAGAUAAUAAAAUUAUUUGUACUAAUGAACUGGUUUUUGUCAUAUUCAUUAUCAGUUGUUGGGUGAUAAUUUUUAUAUAUUAUCCUUUUAAAAUAUUAAACUAUUUAAAUUUACUCAAACAUUUAAAGUAUGCAUUUGGGGAACAGUAAAUAGACA